CGUGUGCGAUCAGGUGCGUUGAUCAAAGAUAUCAUCGAUCAUAUGGAUCAUAAGAUUCGGUGCAUGGAUUCGGCAUACGCCAAUAAAAACGAUUGCUCGUGGAUGAGUAAACUCAAAUAUUAUGCAUACUCCUCGCAUUGGGCAACAAUUGAUGCACUGUUAACGGCGCUGGAAACAAGAGACAAGAUUCUCCCAGUUUCUCUACCCGGUUUCACAGCUACAUUUGUGAUCGAGCUAUGGAAGACAGACGCUGGAGGAUUUUCCAUUAGAGCAAGAUAUCGCGAUAAUCCCGGCGAUAAGUUCAGGAGUGUCACAAGUUCUCUUCCAAACUGCAACGCAGAUUUCUGCCCAUACGAUGAAUUCAAGAAACCUGUGAAGAAAUAUUACGUAAAUGAUAUUGUUAAGUUGUGCAACGAUGUACCGGCUGACUGGAAGCCAACCCCCAAGAAGGCACCAGAAACGACAAAACCGGUUGCUGACGAAAACAGAACGAAUCCAAAAUUGCGAGUGAAACGUGACGUCGGGAAUGCUGGAAAGAAAACAGAAGCUCAGAAUGACGAACAACUCAUAUUCAUACAAGCUGUGAGCGAUUCAUGUUCAGAAUCACUAGUCCGUUGA
Molecule: messenger RNA, 618 nt
Organism: Anisakis simplex (herring worm)
Lineage: Eukaryota; Metazoa; Nematoda; Chromadorea; Rhabditida; Anisakidae
Source: the annotation of a GenBank genome assembly